Molecule: messenger RNA, 3527 nt
Organism: Chrysemys picta bellii (western painted turtle)
Lineage: Eukaryota; Metazoa; Chordata; Testudines; Emydidae
Source: RefSeq, a predicted model, not a curated record
GUCAGGUGACAGUGGGCUGGACUUGGCUUCUGGUGAAGUUGCCGCUGAUCUCUCCCAUUCCUUUCUCUCCUUUGCCAUGUGGUGGGUCGGUGUGUUUCUGGGGCUCUUCCUCCUAGCCUGCCCAUCUGGGUUUUUGGAUGGCACUUCAGCUCGCAAAGCUUGUCCAACUGUCCCCGUGGCUGAGCCCGAAGGCGGCUCUGUGAACAUCUCCAUACCGAAUGCCGCCUACUUUUCAGAGACGUCUUUCAUUGUGCAGAAAUAUAACGCCUCAACUUCGUCGUGGGACGAUGUCAUUUACUCCUCUGAUGAGGACUCCCAAAAAUUCCUCAGUUCCUACAAGGAGAAACUCUCCUUUUCUGGUGGAUACUUCGAGAUGGAGAACGUGAGCAAAGGGGCUGGAGGAGUUUACAGGAUUCAAGAUGAAAUGUACAGGAAGUGUGUGGCUGUCAUAAACUUGACCGUGCUGGAGCCCAGCUCAUUCCCACCUACUGUGUCUGGGACCUCCAGUGCUGAAGAGGAACCUCAUGAUGAGACCAAAGGGGAGGAGCCAGUGUCCUGGGAUCUUCCCACGAUUCUUCUGGUGGUGGCAGCAGUUGUGGUGGGAGUGCCGCUGCUAGUCUUACUAUGCAAAUGUGGGUUUCAGAAAGCUAGAGGAAAAGUGUCUGCCUAUCUGCCACGCGUCUUCAAUAAGCUGCAGCCUCAUGUGUCCCAGAAGCCUGGAAGUCCGCAGGAUUCACAGGAAUAUGAGCUCCCUGCAGUGUGUGGCAGGGACGGAGACCAGGCCCAGGGAACCAGAAACAGGAAUGGAGACCCAGCCCUGGAGAAUGGUGAGGGAGACCUGCUAAUGGGGGAGAGACGCUUCACCCAGGAAACCAGAGAAAAGGAUCCAUUAGGUGGGGACACAGACCCAGCCCAGGAAACUGGAGUAGCGUUGCAACCCUCCCAGGAUUGACCGGGAGUCUCCAGGAAUUAAAGAUUAAUUUUAAAUUAAAGAUUAUGUCAUGUGAUUAAAAUCUCCAGGAAUACGUCCAAUUAAAAUGGGCAAUGCCGAACCGGAGGGGGGGACCCAUUAGAUGGAGACAGACUUGGGCUGGGGAGCUAGCUAGAGGAGAUGAUCCCUCUUACGAUGCCCAUCAAUGGUGGGGACUAGACUGGGCGAAACUUUUCAUCUAAACCUGUUUUAUGCAGAUUCAGAUUCAGAAAAAUGCAGAUUCAGAAACCUGGAAACAUUUUGCGAAUUCAUUCAACGUUCUGCUGAAUUGUUCACGUCCAGACCCUGCCCCCAGGUCUUAAAAAGUCAAAGCAUUUUGUUUAGACACUUUCCAAACAAACAGUUUUGAUUUUUCAGUUCGACACCAUUUUUUGUUUAAAAAUGUCCUUCAGUUUUAUUUUAAAAAUUCAAAGUUACAACCCUCGAAAUGUUCCCACGUCUUUUUUUUUAAGCUUUUUGGUUCAUCAAAAAUUUGGAAAAAUUUUAGUUUUGUUUGACUUGAAACCAAUUUUUUCCAUGUUUUUUUUGUGUGUGUGGUUUUUUUUUUGCAAUUGCCAGCGACCACAAAAUUCUGUUUGCCCAGCUCUAGGGGCAGGUGAGAAUGUUAUCAGUUAUACUGUGGGUCUCUGAGUCUCCUUGUCACUCAAAGUUUUCUUACUGUAACAAAUUUAUUUGGGAUGAGGGAUGGACAAAAGCUUCCUAAAAGUGGGGGGGCUGCUGGCACCAGAUCUGUGGCCCUGCCCCUGUACCACCCCUUCUCCUUGAGGUCCUGCCCCCUCAAACCGCCCCUUUCCCUGAGGCCCCGCCCUCACACUGCCUUUCUCCCUGAGCUCCCACCUCAUAUUGCCCCUUGCCCCCAAGACCUUUCCCCCCUGGUCGCUCCUCCCACCCCUCAUCCAGUUGCUCACACUUAUGGUCGGUAAAAAGUGGUGGGCCCUGCCCCCCCCGUUCCGGCACCCCUGGAUGAGAGUGGGAGAGGAUGGAUGAAGAACUCCUUUCAAAUAUAACUCUCCCCCCCCCCCCCAAAAAAAGAGCAACUCGCCAGCCACCGCAAAACAUGCAACUAACCAACCCGUGCCAGUCAUGUCGUGUUGUAUGUUACAUUCCCAUCCUUGGGUGGUUUGUGUCUUUGAGAAUGUGAACCCUGCAGGCCUGGGAGUUUCUCUAUGUAAUGUGACCUCAGUGCUCAUGAGAGCCAUUAUUUGUAAAUGUUUAUCAGUAGCAUAGAUAUUUAUUAUCAUUCAUGUACAUACAGACAUAUUUAUUAAUAAUUAGAACUGGUCAAAAAUAGCCUGGGUGAGGGGGGUUAAUGAAAAUUGAAGAAAAAACCACUCCCCCCCCAUAUUCUUGAAACUUAUUUGCAGAUGCUUUUAAUUAUCAAAUUUUUGUUUUGUUUUGGUGGGGAAAACUCCAUGUUCUCUCUCAAGUGGGCAGAGAAAUUCAAAAUGUUUUUUUUUUAAAAGGGACAUUUUUCAAAAUAUGAACAAUGUAAUCAAAAGUGGCAGUUUUAAUUAAAAGUUGCAUUGUCAGUAUAAAGCCAUUUUUAACCAGCUCUAUCACUGUAUAAAAAGAUGUGUUUGUUUUUCAUGAUGCAUUGUUUGGGCCAGGUUCCAAGCAGUAUUCAGUUUUUGCACAGCUCUUCUCUUGCAUCUGCGCCUCUCAUGAGCUUUGGGCUUAAUCUUAGCCCUGGAAACACUUAUGCGCGUGUUUAACUUUAAUUACUGCUGUGAAUAAUGCCAUUUCAAUGGGACGACUCUGAAGUCGGGUUUACACUACGGCUUUAUAUCGGUGUAACUCAGGGGUGUGAAAAAUCCACCCCCGAGUGAUGCCGUUUUACUGACCUAAUCCCCCAUGUAGACAGCGCUAUGUCAGUGGGAGAGCUCCCCCUGCUGGCCGGCGACAUAGCUACUGCCUCUUGGGGAGUUGGAAUAACUACACACACAGGAGAGAUCUCUCCCACCAGUUUAGAGCGUCUUCAUUAAAGUGCUAUAGUGACGUAGCUGCAUUUGUGUAGCUGAAUCGAUGCAGUGUUUUUAAGUGUAGACGUGCCCUCAGUAGACUGGCUAAGCCCUUGCUUAGGUGUUUGCUGGAUCAGGGCCGUAAUGUAUCUCUGGAACUGCCGAUGUAAAUGUGAUGGAACAACAAAUAAUCUGUGAGAUUUUGGAAAGAAGGGCGAGGUAAAGCAUCUUCUUAGUGUCGGAAAUGGAUAAAGUGUGUGGUUACAAUAGAGAUACAAGGUGGGUUAGGGAAUCUCUUUUAUUGGCCCAUCUUCUGUUGGAGAGAGGGAGACAAGCUUUCGAACCACACAGAGCUCUUCUUCAGGUCCUAUAAAACCUAUCACCUCACCCACCUUGUCUCUCUAAUAUCCUGGGACCGACACGGCUACAACUACUGUUUACAACAGAUGUAUAUUGGGUUUUAUUUUUCUUUCAAGUGUUUCCUCCUUUGCUGCUGUAUAUACUCUUGAAUGCUGUUUAAUACCUGUAAAUACUUAGCCCUUUUUAAUGUGUAUAAAUAAAUUAUAUUUUAAAGCUAA